Molecule: messenger RNA, 4809 nt
Organism: Dermacentor andersoni
Lineage: Eukaryota; Metazoa; Arthropoda; Arachnida; Ixodida; Ixodidae
Gene: Abcd1
Product: ATP binding cassette subfamily D
Biological process (GO): very long-chain fatty acid catabolic process; long-chain fatty acid import into peroxisome; peroxisome organization
Cellular component (GO): peroxisomal membrane
Molecular function (GO): long-chain fatty acid transmembrane transporter activity; ATP binding; ABC-type transporter activity
Source: RefSeq, a predicted model, not a curated record
CAUUGCGCUGCGCGCUGCAUUCCAGUCGGUCCGUGUUGUUGCUGUGGACUGCCGUGUGAGGUGAGUGCGUUUGCGUGACCGUGAAAGGAAGGAGCCGCGCCGCGUACUGCGGAACGGCAGAGGCAACCUGACCCGGAGUGAUCGCAAGACGACGCUCUUCGAGGAAAUGGCGUUUCCCGUCUCCGCUUUCAAAGAGGGCACGCCGCGUCGCUCGUGAAGGCGCAGCACCCGAGCAAGAGCGCAGCAGUGGUGCGUAGCCGCAGCGAGCGACCACUAUGACCAACACCUUGUCAAAGCUGAUCGAGAAGUUCUCCGAGACGCAUGGCGUGCCUAGGGAGCGCAUCACUCGGGGCAUCGCGGCCGGCAUCUUCGCCGCGUAUGUCAUCCGCGUCGGCUACCCGCUCGUCUCGAACGUCGCCGAGUCGCUCAAGAAGAGAGCCCGAGCCGCGCAGGACCGAAUCUCGACCACGAGCCCGGAGAAGACGACGCGGCUAGACGUCGUCGGCCUGGACAGCGUGACGGACCUCGCUUUGGCCGCCGUCACGCCCUCCGAUGCGGUGCGAGCGGACGACAACAACGUCAGGACAGCGAGCACGCUGGCCGCGCUGCGCGCGUUCCCGGUUUUCAACAAGACGUUCCUCCUGCAGCUCUUCAAGCUCAUCCGCAUCAUGAUCCCCGGAGUGCGGACCAUCGAAGGCGCGCUGCUGCUGCUUCACACGCUUUCGCUCGUGUCUCGCACGUUUCUCUCCAUCUACGUCGCCCGACUCGAGGGUCAGGUGGUCAAGUUCAUCGUGCGCAAGGACAUGACCCGGUUCGCGCUGCAGCUCUCCAAGUGGCUCCUGGUCGCGAUCCCGGCCACUUUCGUUAACAGCUUGAUCCGGUUCCUCGAGAGCCAGCUCGCGCUCGCCUUCCGCACCAGGCUGGUCCGCUACGCGUACGGACUGUACUUCAAGAACCAGACGUACUACCGCGUCAGCAACCUCGACGGUCGCCUGGAGAACGCCGACCACUGUCUCACCGAGGACAUCACCACGUUCAGCCAGUCGGUGGCGCACCUCUACUCGCACAUCACCAAGCCGCUGCUCGACGUCGUGGUCAUCACGUUCACGCUCUUCCGCAUGGCCCACGAGAUGGGCGCGUACGGGGUGCCGGCGCCCGCCGUCGCCUUCUGCGCGGUCGGCGUGACGGCCCUCAUCCUGCGCAAGAUGACGCCCCGCUUCGGCAAGAUGGUCGCCGAAGAGGCUCGUCGCAAGGGAUACCUGCGAUUCGUCCACUCCAGGCUCAUCGCCAACGCCGAAGAGAUCGCCUUCUACGGCGGUCACAAGGUCGAGCUGGGCCUCCUGCAGAAGAGCUACCGGGCGCUGGCCCGCCAGAUGAACCUGAUCUUCAACCAGCGGCUGUGGUACAUCAUGCUGGAGCAGUUCCUCAUGAAGUACAUGUGGAGCGCCACGGGCAUGGUCAUGAUCUCGCUGCCCAUCAUGACUGGCAUCACGCCCAGAGUCGAGGACGACGACGAGGAGGCAUUCCAGAAUGAUGACGGUGUGAGCACGAGGACUCAGUUCAUCACGACGGCCAAGAAUAUUUUGAUUGCCGGAGGAGAUGCCACUGAAAGGCUUAUGUCUUCGUACAAGGAGAUCACUGAGUUGGCAGGCUACACAGGACGAGUUUCCAAGAUGCUCUCUGUCUUUGAGGACGUCAGCGAGUGCCGCUACAAGCGUACUCUGGCCAUUAACAGCGAUGGCUGCUCCAAAAAGACCUUUGGCCUUAAGGCCCUCACCUUCAAAGAUGGCAUGCCUGAGAUCAAGGGCACUGUGAUCGAGAGGAAUGGUAUCAUCGUCCUCGAGAACGUGCCCAUAGUCACACCCAACUGUGACGUCGUCGUUCCAAGUCUCACUUUCACGAUGACGCAAGAGAUGCAUCUCCUCAUUACGGGUCCCAAUGGCUGCGGCAAGAGCUCACUCUUCCGCAUCCUCAGCGGUCUCUGGCCGCUCUACAACGGGCAGCUGCAGAGGCCGCCGAACAAGCAGAUGUUCUACAUUCCCCAGAGGCCGUACAUGGCUCUGGGUACCCUGCGGGACCAGGUGAUCUACCCCGACACCCUGGAGGACAUGAGGAAUCGUGGUUUCAAUGAUGGCGACCUCGAGGGCAUCCUCAAGAUUGUGCACCUACAGCACAUCAUUGUCAGAGAAGAAGGCUGGGAUGCAAUUGGGGACUGGAAAGACAUCCUCUCGGGAGGCGAGAAGCAGCGGAUGGGCAUGGCUCGCCUGUUCUACCACAGGCCCCAGUUUGCGCUGCUCGAUGAAUGCACCAGUGCAGUGUCGAUAGACGUCGAGAGCCAGAUAUACCAGGCUGCCAAGGACUACGGCAUUUCCCUGCUUACCAUCACACACAGGCCAUCAUUAUGGAAGUUCCACACGCACCUUCUCCAGUUUGAUGGCGAGGGCGGCUGGCGGCUCGAGCUGCUGGACACAUCGACGCGCCUCUCACUGCGCGAGGAGAAGGAGAACCUGGAGGCACAGCUGGCGGGCGUACCGCAGAUGGAGAGCCGUCUCCGCGAGCUGUGUUCCGUGCUCGGCGAGGAGUCGAUCAUCCUCGAAAACACGUCGGUAGCGAAGCGGCCGCCGUCAGAAUUUGCCACCGAGAACCUCUCGGACUAGCACAGUGACGAUUUUCACGACACGAGUGCUUGUCCCCUGGGAAAACCUCCAAGCUUAUCGGUGAUGAGUGCUAAGAAGAGAUCACCAGUGAACGAAAAAAAAGACUGUUGAAAUGGAAACACUGACUUCCAAGGUAGUCGUCGAUUCAGCUUGGCACAGCUGAAACAUGUUUUACUAAUGAGACUUCCCACCGCAUCCGAAUGCCUUGGACUCUGUGUUCUAAGCUCUGAUAGAAGCUUUUCGUACUGAGAUUAGAUUUCGUACCGAAAACGCCAACCUAUAAUAUCAAGGUUGCCAGUAAAAAAAAGAACGAGCCAGUUCCUUACGAGACUCGUAUGCUGUGGCGGCUAAGUGAAGUGGAACAAGUCAACUGCAAUAGCCAGCUGCCUCAGACAAUACAGACAGUUGUGAGAACUCACUUAGAGCCCUAAACAUGCCUGUUUUAAGUGGACAGUUUGACGAAAGCCUACCGAAACCUCGUGUGUCAGUGCGUGUAUGUGUGUGUGUGCGUAUGUGUGUAUGUGCACCUCUGAGAAGGCAUCUACAGCCUGGGCAUACGGACGUGCACACUCUUGUAAAGUGUCAGCAUGUCGAAAAUGAACACAUUGCUUUUUGUCGUUGUACACUCUUGGAAUUGAUGUGUCAAUGCCGUUUGCGCGGUUAUGUGAAGAGAGUAGCUACCAUUGAAGGCUUCAGGUUGCGUCCAGGAUUGUACGUUUGGUCAAGGAGACAAGCGGCCUGCGCCCGUCUUUGGUAGAGUGGCCCACUAAGCAGUGUGCACGUUGCUGGCAUGUUGUCGGCUUUCCGGUCAGACGAUUCGAGGACUAACCCAGAGAAGUUCAGGUUUAGCAAUGUUGCUGUCUGGCCUGACUGAGCUUGGAUAACUUAGAGCAUCGUAUUUAUCAGCGGAUGACAGGACACACGUCUACAUUGGUUGAACUUAACUCUGUCUGGUUUGCCAUGCAAAUAGGAUAGCUUUUACAAACCUUAGCAUAAAUGACUGUGUUAUGGCAAGCUUUGGUGCCCACGGCUUAGUUUGUCUAUUGACGUUCAUGUGGACAACUGUGGUGUCUGCUUACACUGACACCAGUCGUUGCGGGACUGUGUGCCUGUGUACAUCGUGUAGUGUCCUUUUUGUGCACAUGUGUGCGGUGUUUUCAAACUAAAAGAGGUUGGUGCUGUGCUGUAUCAGUGGGGUUGCAGUUUCGCUGGCACAACAAACUUCCCUAGAUGUGCUGAACCAUCGUCGAACCAAAGCAAACUGUGCAGGAGAAGUGUGUUGAGUCGUGACGUUGAGCACGUACAAGGGUGACAUGCUUGUAACCUCUGUUCUCCGUAGUCAUGAUUGCAUGUCCAGCGACUUCCGUGAAAAAAGGGAGCUUUAGACAUCACGCUUUGCUGCUGUGGCAAAAAUCGAAGUGCAGCUUACAGGCCCAUUCACUUUUUGUUAAUGAAUUUCAGUCCUGCUGCUAAAAUAGUUCCUGCUAACUGUGCUGACUUUUUGCCACCUGGUGACUUGGUUAUUUCCCUGAUGAUGUUUUGGGCGGAAAACACCCGCCUCACCGACAUGGCCGGCACGACGAUAGCGAGUUGCCGUAAUAGUGCUGUGUGGAGUGUUUGGUUCAUCAUUUUUACUGAUGACAUAGUACUUAAUUUGCUAAUAUAUUCCCGUGUUUGCUGUAUUUAUGGCCCUGAAGCUUCUUUUGCACUCACAAAUUUGUUUUCUCGUGUCUCGCUAUUGUGAAAUUUGUGUUUGUAGCUUUUUCUGUGCAUCUAGCAAAGGCUGAAGUUGUCUGUCCAACCUAGGGCAGCUGCCUCCUAUGUUUUGUCCUUCAUUUCAGCAGUAUUAGCUUCACAUUAGCAGAAGCUCCCUUUGGUUUGUGAUGCCCUGAAAAGGCAUUUUUGCAAGGAAUUGAUGGGCUGAUAGCUCUAGGGCAUAUUACACCUCUCAGCGUUCUCAGCACUGUCCUUUUUUUUUUCCCUUUCCAAUAUGCCAAAAUAUUUAAUAAGACUGAAACCUGAAAACUGCCAUUCAAAGUGGUACAACCCAAAAUAUCCUUCCUUGGAAGCAACAUAUUCAGCCCAAAUGCAGCUUGUUUACUCAGGAAAGUCCAUCAAAAAUUUGGUGGUGAAUAAACGGUUAACAGAUGAA